UCCAAUGAAGAGCACCCCCAUUCAACCAAAUCCCCACACAAUAUCUCCUCACCCUACAACCCUUAAAAAUAACAAACCAAAACACCCUUUAACCUCACCUGUGGCAUCCACAGCCUCCAUCCCAGGUGCUCUUGAGGAAAAACCUACCCACGUCGGAAAAACUACAACCGAACGGAAAAUCCAAGAGCGCGCACAGUGGAAACAGCAGGAACAAUUGCGCCCGCCGUCGAGGGUGGGGGGUUGUACACCCGCGAACCGCUCGACCGCAGUCUCUAGCACGAUCCGACAGGGAGCGCCACGUCCGCUCUACGUAAACGGCGCGCAGAAAUGUGUACGUUCCGUUCACGUUUGCCGAUUCGUGUUUUCGCGGAGUGAUUUCUGAGGUCGCCGCCCGAAAUCCUUUGAUGUCGCCGCCAAAAAUCCUUUGAUGUGACCCGGCAUGGAUGAGAUAAGUUUCGCCGCCCACUGUUUGGUCGAGAUGUCUCACAGCAAGGACCAUUUGAACCGCCCGCUGGACCUCUCCAAGAACGAGCCUCGCGAGGUGAUCGUGGAGUCCGUGCCCCUCUUUAGCACCCCCAUAAAGGAGAUCACCAACGACAGUUCUUCCUACAUGGUGGCCAGGAUCUUAACGGAUCUGACUAGGAUUAAGCAGGAACCGGUACCAGAAGUGCCGUCUGAUAAUGAGGAUAAUUUGACUAUCGACGAGUCGGACAAUACCUCUGAAGAGGGUGAAGGUUGUAAGGGUGUCGAGGAUGUUGAAAGUGAUGGUGUUGUUCAAGUGGAGAAAGUUGAGGUCGUAGCUAAGAAGGAGGGAGGUCAUUUGAGGGUCCAGGCGACCAGCAGGCAGAUGUCGCAGAUGAGGAAGACGCACAAGUGUGACUAUGAGGGUUGUCACAAGGUUUACGGGAAAAGUUCGCAUCUGAAGGCGCAUCUCAGGACUCAUACAGGAGAAAGACCAUUCCCUUGUAGCUGGGAUGGUUGUGGAAAACGUUUCGCACGAUCAGAUGAAUUGGCAAGGCACACAAGAACGCACACUGGUGAGAAAAAUUUCGCCUGUCCAGUUUGCAGUAAGAAAUUCAUGAGGAGCGACCACUUGAGCAAACAUGCGAGGAGACACCCAAACUUCGAUCCUUCCGUUCUGAGACAGAGAAGGGCCCCGAACAGAGCCUUCUCCAUAAACUCAAGCGACGGAACACCAUCGGACGCGCUUUCCGAUUCUGCACCAAGCCCGUGAAUAACUUGGAGAAGGGAAGGCGAAUAUUGGACGUUUUAGUUUUAUUUAGUUGACCGUUUCGCUACUCAACACGAAGACGUUCUAUUGGCGAUUUUUUAAGGGUCCCUUGGACAGGAAGUGACGUGGGAAAGCUUCAGAAUAAAGAUAAAAUCCAAUGAAACUGAUAUUUGAAACAAUUCAGGUUAUCCUGAAAUUCCAGGAAAUUUUGUUAGAAGGUACAACGUUCAUGAAUAACUGGAAAGUCAUAUAAACAUCCAAUUUUUUCCUGAAAUAUCAGAUUAAAAAUGAUAAUUCUCUUGUGAUCAUUGAAACAGUUGAUUCUGGACAAACGUAUACAAGGAGGGCCAAAAAAACUUUACACCCUGACUUUCCAGCUCUGAAAUGAAAAUCAAGGUAGUCCUCAAUUUCUGAUGUUUGGGGAAAAAACUGGUUACUUCAAUAUUGUGCUUCCUUCCUUCAAGUAUUUGAACUUACGGCGAUGAAAAAACUCAUAUCAUUUUAAAGCUGAAAAUCUAGGUGUAGAGUUCUUGUUGGUCCACACAGUAUUUCAAAAAAUGUAACGGCAUUACAGUGUUCAAUAAUUUAAAAUUUGUAUAUCAGAUUACUUCAUUGCGAUUUUCGAAAAAAGAAUCCACCUAGAACCAUGUUAGAUUCUGAAGCUUUCCAUAAAAAAACAUUCCAGUAAAACGAACUGGAAGAAAAAGACUGAAGAUCUUGAAAUUUUGGAACGAUCAAAUCCAUUAAAAGUACGGGGAUUGAUCUUCAAUAGUUGAGACUAAGUAUCUCUUCCCUAGAACCUUGUGAAACCCCUUUUCCAUCAUAACUUAUCACAGAGAAUGAAAUGAUUGUUGAUUUUGAUAUUUUCGAUACAUAUCUCCAAACUAUCAGAGGCUUUUGUGAUCUUCGCUCAUUGUAUACAUACCCACUGAAAAGUCAUUGUAAUUUUUUUAACUUCUUUUUUUAUUGUUUUUUUUUUCUUGAAAAGCUUGUAAUUUGAAGUAUUCAAUACUCUUUUCGGAUUUAAAUUUAAUUUACUCACCUUUGUAUUGAAAUUGUAUUUUUAUUGACAGUACAAAGUUAUGUUGUAUUGUGACAUUGAAAAAUAUCUGAAUUACCAAAAUAGAUUCAUGUUAAUUGGUGAGUUACUCAAAAUUCAAUUGAGAAAAAUUUAUAAAAGGAAUUCUGUAACUCAUUUAAAAUGUUGCGUUAAUCAAGAAAGAAUUAUAUUCGAUUGAUUUCAAAGCUAACUUAUUAGUAUAAAAACCUUAGAGAACCAACCUUUGCAUAUUCUUGACCAAUCUAGCUGCACUGGAGAGAUUCAGUACCUAUUUUUCCAAAAAGUAUAAUCGAAUGUCUCGCUUUCAGUAUAUAUUUACGUUCGUAGGGAAUUAAAGACUAUAAAAAUAUUAUUUCGUGUAUUCGGAUAGGACAAAAAACCUGUAAAUAUUGUAAAUAAAAUAAUAUAUCAAUGUUUCUGUUGAUUAUUGUGCCAGCAGAUAAUUACCAAUGUUGAAUUGAUUAAGUGAAAAUAAAUAGUUUAAAUGAA
Molecule: messenger RNA, 2780 nt
Organism: Harmonia axyridis
Lineage: Eukaryota; Metazoa; Arthropoda; Insecta; Coleoptera; Coccinellidae
Product: Krueppel-like factor 13
Exons: 3
Coding region: 440-1234 (264 amino acids)
Biological process (GO): regulation of transcription by RNA polymerase II
Molecular function (GO): DNA-binding transcription factor activity, RNA polymerase II-specific; RNA polymerase II cis-regulatory region sequence-specific DNA binding
Source: RefSeq, a predicted model, not a curated record